ACCUAGGUACUCACUCAGUGAUCACUACUCUCUACUCGAUAGUAGUAAUAUUGAUUGUGAAAUCAAGUUUAUUUAUUUGGUAUUAAUGCCUCGUUCUUCCUUAAUGGAACUGAAGUAAUCAGUAACAACUCUUUUGACAAAAAUGUCAAAAGUAAAACGUUUUAUUGUGAAAAAAUCUGAAUAAAUUUUAUAGAUUUCGUAUCGUAAAAUUCAUAUUGAAAAUUGACAGUCUGCGAAAGAAAACGAAAAUACGAUCAGUUAUAUGAUAUAUAAUAAUUAUUAUAGUACAUAACUAGAAAUUAUGGUGGAAAACGGUGCAUCGAGUGGCGGCAGCGAAAGUCCAAAUGCUACUGGCGUCAGGUCUGGUCUGCUAGAGACCCUAGUUCGCGGUGUUUGGUACAGAGUGCAUUGUUCUUUAGAAGAUGAUUAUUUAAGUGUUUGCUUAGACGAUGGUUAUGAUGCGACUACUACAUUAAAUGGAACCCUUAACAAUAAUAAUGUCGAAACACCUAAUAGCGACUUUACAGAAGUGCCGGAAGCUAUUGCCAAUCAGAAGCGUUUGGUACAAGUUGUAAAAUCAGACAAUAAUGGCUUAGGUAUAUCUAUUAAAGGUGGAAUCGAAAACAAUAUGCCUAUACUGAUAUCUAAAAUAUUCAAAGGCAUGGCAGCAGACCUGACAGAGCAAUUGUAUGUAGGUGAUGCCAUUUUAUCUGUUAAUGGGGAAGAUUUAAAAGAUGCCACACAUGAAGAAGCAGUCAAAGCUCUCAAGCGAGCAGGGAAAAUGGUUCAGCUAGAAGUGAAAUACUUGAGAGAGGUAACUCCAUAUUUUCGUAAAGCAUCAAUUAUAAGUGAGGUCGGCUGGGAGUUGCAACGAGGUUAUAUGGUAGAGACCCCACCAUCACCACCCUCUCCGCGCCGAAGACGGGCUGAUACCAGAUAUGUACCACUUCUUAUGGCCUGCGUAGCCAAAAAUUUGAGACAUCACGACCCUGAGGAUCGGACUAUAGAGAUAUAUUCGCCGGACGGUGUCCACGCUUUGGCUCUGCGUGCUCCUUGUGGCACUUCCGCAGCAGGUUGGCACAGGGCGCUACACGCGGCGGCACGGCGUGCAGCACGAGCGGCACUUGCACGUGCCCGGCCACGUCUGCGCCCGCUCAUCGGUGACGUCAGAUACGCUGGCUGGCUGGCGAGGCGCCCACCGCAGGAACCACUGGGUGCGUCAGGUGGUUCUGACAGCUCCGAUGAUGCAGAAGGAUGGCAGCCAACGUUUGUUGCAAUCACCGAUAGAGAAUUGAGGUUAUACGAAGCGGCGCCGUGGUCGGGGGAGGCGUGGUGCGCGCCGAGUGAGAGCUUCAGCCUGGCGGCGACUCGCCUGGCGUGGUGGAGGAGGGGUGAAGGCGCGGCGGCUCUUGGCGUGCGGGCGGGGACUCCGGCCGGACUGUGUGUGAGAGCGCUGAGGGCGGACACGCCUCACGACCUGGCAGCCGUUGCGGGCUCGCUCGUUGACGGCGCACAUCAUGCUGUGCGAGCGCAGCCAGAAUUCACCUUCCGUUGCCGCUACCGUGGCGCGUGCGCUCGUCUGUCUCUAGGAGCGGGCGGCGUGUGUGUGUGGGAGGCGGCGGGGUCGUUGGGUCGCGGCGGGGCGCGCGCCCUCUACCGCCGCGCGCUGCACGCCCUGCGAGCCUCCGCGGACGACGACCGCACCGCACUCUGGCUGCACUUCGCUGACGACGACACACUGGAGCUUGAUAUGGAGGGUAGUCCGAAGCCGGCUGUAUUUAUUCUGCAUAAUCUUCUGUCAGCGCGUGUUCACUCCUUGCCAGGCGAGGCGACUUCACACCCUGUAUAACCAGAAACGGACGCUUCGCCCGAAGCCAUUAUUAACUGUCAAUUCAACCAAUAAUACUGUUCCGUUGAUAUUCUCUGAUUUCAAUACAAUCGGCAUGUAAUCUAAGAUCGCUCAUAUUAACAUUCCAUAAUAUUAUCUGUAAGCGUUUUCUAUUAUCUGUGUUUACUCUUCCAAAGAUAGAAUCUCUUUAUAAUUUUUUAUUUAAUUCUAAGCCGUUAAGGAGUUGUAUAUGUUAACGAUUGCUAUAUAUUUUUUUAUAAUUUAUUAUAAUUUUUGUUUGUAUAUAAAUGUAGUUGUAGUAGUGUUUUUUAUAAACAAUACAUUCCCGGAAUGUAGAAUAGAUUUGCUUUAAUAUAUGUAGGUUAUGUUUAAUCUCGUACGUUAAGAACUCAAUAACUAUUUGGUAUAAACAUGUAUUAUUGUUGGAAAAUGUUUGUGGGCGGUGUGCAUUGGAUGUAAGGAUUUUGACUAUUAUUACGUGUAACUUGGCUACUGUAAGCAUUAUUAACUUAUAACACCAUUAAUUUGUUACUGUAACUUUGUUUUGAUACUAAAUGUCAUAAUAAUAUAUAAUGUAAUCGAGAUGCGGGCCUAUUGUAAUAAAUUAUUUAAAGGAAGCCAAAGAAAAUGAAAUGAGAGUUCAAGUUUGAAACAUCUGAGUCAACUGCUAUUCUCGAAUCCACCAAGUGACGGUAUAGCUCGGAUUGGCUACUGCAUUCGGUGCAAUAGUAAAAUUAUCAGUUACUGUGUUCACAAAAACAUCAAAUAACUUAAUAUUUUAAUAUAUUUGUAUAACAACAUCAUACGUUAAUAAAAAGUGAGGAAAAAAAAAGUAUAGACGUAGCAUCUUCAGUUAACUCUAUGUACACUUUUUUUGUCUAUGCCAUUUUUAUAAAUAUUGGAAUUUAACUGAUUGUAUUAUUAGUUAAAUUUAUUUAUUAUUUUUAUUACAUUAAUUAAAUUUUAAUACACUUUAAAAAAAAUAUGAUAAUACUCUUUUACAUUUAGCCUUUUUAUUAAUUUAAAACGUAACGGUUUUUAAGGUUUUAUAUCCCCAGAUAUUGUUAGUUUCGUGUUAUUUAAUGAGAAUAAUGAUUUUUAUUGUCUCCGAGUGUUUGUUUCAGUAAUCAGAAGAUUUUAUUUAUGUCUAUGUUGUAUCUUUAUAUAUCGAUAUGCUGAAUGAGCCUUUGCCUAACAAUUCUAAUGUUCUGUAUUGUGAGACCUGUACGUGUUUUUUUGUGACGCUCCGUCUAUACUUCUCAUUUUGAGAUUUAUAAUCUGUCUAAUUUAUAAUAUGAAAUAAACGAAAAUCAAUUAUUGAAAUGAAAGCUAAUACAACGUGCACAUGUUAAACGUUAUAAGCUAGUAGUAUAGAUCAUAACAUUCAUGACAUAGUUACCUUAAUGUAAAAUUUUUAGAUAUAUAACAGUGUUGCCAUAUCAUAGCGGAAACUCCUCUAAGUAAGUUCAGUAAUUUUUUAUAAUCUCUUAGCAUUUCUACCUAUAAAUUGGUCUUCUGUAUACCUAAUAUAUAUUUACGAAUUUUGUACUAUAAAUUUUAAGAAAAAACUGAAAACUGGAAUCGUCUGAUGUCUUUUUUUCAUAACAUGACAUUUUUGUGUAAUUAAAAUUUCUAUCUCUUAGAAAACUAUAAACGGCCUAAGAUACAUAAGAAUAUGAUUUUUUUUCAAUUUUUACUUCUUUAUCAUUAGUCCAGGCGUAUAAUAACUAGCCCCUUGAGUAGAAACCAGUAAUAUGUUUUAAAGGAAUUGAUAAUACGUGGGUUUUUAGGAACCAUUCAAUUUUUUUUUUUUUUACAUUUAAUUUACAUUUUACAAAAAAAUAUCUAAAUGUAAUACUCAUUAUUUUGUUUAUAUAAACUGAGUUAAACGUAAUUAUUAGUAUGGAUUAAACAAUUUUCUUCUCUAGGGGCAAAUUCUUGAUUGACCUUAUUAAUUUUAUAACAAUUUUUUAAUCAUCCCAACUUGAAACGAAGCUGUAGAGCCAGUUUCACCAAGCUUUGUUUGUUAAAUCUUAACGAGGCAUUUACUAACAAACCUUCACAGACAUUAGUUCGUGGUGGGCGGCUCGAUACAUCUAACAGUCCAUCAAACGCCUUAACAAGACGUUAUUUGUUAAACAUUGAUUGGUGAAACUGGGCCUUAAUCUUAUUAUUUUCUAUAAAAACAAAUUUUUAAAGUUCACCUGAUUGUUAAAACAUUCAAGUAACUAGUUACUAUGGACUGUUUGUUCAAAUAAAUAUUUUUUUUAGAACGAUUGUUAGGUAUUUUUAAUAUAUAAACAUAAAAAUGUAGAUUUUUUAAUAAUAUUGAUUCUUGCAACACUGAAUAAUACACAAUUUUAGUUUAUACAGUUAUACAAAUGUAACAUUUGAAAAAUUUGUGACGUUUUGGUAUUCAUUAUGAAAUUGUUUGUUUCAAUGGUCCGUAAAUAUAUUUCCUAUAGUUAAAUAAAUGCACAACCAAUGGUACGUUUAUAUCUAUAUUAUACAUACGAUCAUAGCUAACUGUUAGUAUAUAUACCAGUGGUUCACAACCGGUGGUCCGCGGGACUCAAAAUGUUGUCCGCGAACGAAUUCAAAACUCAUAAAUUUUAUUGAUGUUUUAGUAACAUAUUUUUGUUGAUACUAAAUACAUUGGUUUUUUUAAAUUUAUUUUCUUAAUCAUUUAUUUUAUUUUUCUUUUACAUCGUGGUCCCAUGCCAACAACAAAGAAUACAAAGCGGUCCCUAGUCAAGAAAAUGUUGGGAACCACUGGUCCCUUCAAAUUUUAUUUUUAAUAAACAAACGCACAUUCAGUUACAUCUUGCGCAGAUACAAUUCAAAGUGCUUAAUCUUAGUUUGUAUCGUUACUAAGCGUUUCACGUUUCUCACUCAAUAACUUACGUUAAUGCUACAAUGUGACAAGAUUUAUAAGGAAAAUCUGUUAACGCUCCGUUUGUAGCGUGUUUAUGCAAACUUGGACUAAGCAUACAGAUACUUUUACAUUCUUAUAUUAUAAAUAACAAAAAUUCAAAACGAUCUUUGUAUUUAAAUAUUUUUUUUUUUAUAUAGAUAAAGUUUGAGAACAAAUAUGUUUUUUAUACAUUAAUUUAUUAUUUUAUUACAAUUGUUAAAUAUACGGUAGUUGUAUGUCAAAAUAUGUGUCUUGUUUUUGUUUCUGACAUAAUAUAAGUUGUUUUUAUUAAAAUUGGUCCAUUGGUGUGCGAAGUCAUCGGUACUUAGAACUGUCAUUAUCAUUAAAACAACGAAUAAAA
Messenger RNA from Danaus plexippus (monarch butterfly), 5124 nucleotides. RefSeq names its product beta-1-syntrophin (gene Syn1). Lineage: Eukaryota; Metazoa; Arthropoda; Insecta; Lepidoptera; Nymphalidae. Gene Ontology annotation, cellular component: intracellular anatomical structure; dystrophin-associated glycoprotein complex. The transcript is spliced from 7 exons. Bases 302 to 1849 code for a protein of 515 amino acids. The record is from RefSeq and is a predicted model, not a curated record. Gene Ontology annotation, molecular function: structural molecule activity; protein binding.